GCAGACCGUUGGCGUGUUUUUAUUAUAAACAAAUUAUCAAUACAUCGCUCUUAUAAUCCAAAUUAAUUUUUAUCGGCUUCUUUUUCGUUUAAAAUCUGCCAUGAUGACCCAAUUUUGUUUGGCCAUUGUAAUUUGUGUGUUAGUUCACGUUAUACAAUGCGAGGACCCCAAAACAAGCCUAGAAAUGGUAACAAAAUCGGAAUGGGGUGGACGUACAGCAUUCGAGAUAGAUUACGUAAUAAUUCCCGUUAAAAAUAUCGUUGUGCAUCACACUGUUACCCCGAAUUGCCACAACAAACUAGAAUGCAGCCAAACUCUACAAAAUAUACAAAAUUUUCACAUGGAGGACUUGGAAUUUCAUGAUAUUGGAUACAACUUUUUGAUUGGUGGAGAUGGCAGAGUAUACGAAGGAACAGGCUGGCAUAAAGUAGGCGCUCAUACCAUAGGCUAUAACUCAAAAUCUUUGGGCAUAGCCUUUAUAGGUAACUUCUCAGAUAAAUUGCCAAACAGUAAGCAGAUGAAAGCUUUUAAAAAUUUUCUGGCAUACGGAGUAAAAACAGGAGAAAUAGAUAAGGAUUACAAACUAUUUGGAGCCAGGCAAGUAAGCGCUACACAAAGUCCAGGACUUAGAUUGUACAGAGCUAUACAAAAAAUGCAACAUUUUGUGAAUUUGUAAUUACCUAGGUAUAUAAAAUACAAAUUUAUAUAAAGUUAUGCAAGGAUUAACUUUCUUUUCUAAUAUUUUUAUACCAAUAUAUUUUUACAUAAAACCA
This is a messenger RNA of Brassicogethes aeneus, 773 nucleotides long. NCBI's taxonomy places the organism in Eukaryota, Metazoa, Arthropoda, Insecta, Coleoptera, Nitidulidae. The record is from the annotation of a GenBank genome assembly.